UUCAUUCAUUAAUUUAUUGAAUUUAAAUGCUAGGAAAUAAGGGUCUUCAAGAGACAAGAGACCAGAACGAGGAUUUUCUACUCUAUUUUUCUCCUUUUUACCGAUACAAAGAGGAAAAAGACCAAAGCAAUGAGCCUUAUAUUCCCAAGCUAAACCUAGAGAAACUGGAGGAAAAAUAAAAUGAAAGUAGCAGUCAACCAGAAGCCAAGGAGGAAGAUCUUAAAAUAAACAGAAAAUGAAACAUAAGUUUGCAGACCGGGUCAAAAAGAUGCGCAACAUGAAUGUUCGAAGAAUCAAGAGGCCGAACAUCCAAUCACAGCUGAUCGAUUUUAAUGAUGUGCUUUCCCUUUCUGCUCUUACUAACAAUGAAUUAAAGCCUAAAAGGCUUUUGCAUAAUAAGUCAGUGCAUUCUCAUAAAAGAAGUAAGAUUCAGGCUGACAAGGUCAAAACUCCUAUGUCAAUAAAGCAAGAUACCAAGUCCAAAUAAAAUUCCUGAAAGCGAGAAUUUCAACACAUUUGCCCCAGACGAAGAGGCUAAUUUUCAAUCUCGAAGCUCCUUCAUAAAAGAAGAGAACAAAGAGGAUACCUUAGAAGAAAAGGAAGAAUCUAAAAUUGAUAGUGACUCCCAAUUUUUCUAUAACUUGGCCCCAAAAAGAACACAAACUAAAUUGCAUCCAUCUGCUUUUAAGCAGUCUUCAUUUAAUCAGAACAAGAAGAAAGAUAGAUUGACAUCCUUUCAUCUGAGCGCUAAGAAUCUUCAUCUGAAAAGAGAGUCUUCAGCUCCAUCUCAGCGUCCCAAAAUAGUGCUGUCCAAGUUGACUCCUUCUGAGUCAGCUAGCAAUGCAAAUCUUCGUGAAGAAUAUCAGAAUGCUCAGCUACAAAACCUAAAAUCUAGAAUAAUCGAUGAUAACUUUUUAGGAUAUGGUUCGAAACCCUUACCAGGGCUGCCUAGAAGGAAGAUUGGCAAGAAGGGCUCCAAGAGAAUCCUGUUCAGAGAGCACAUUCCUACAAAUAACAGACCAAUGUCUUCUGUGCUCCGAAGCAAUCCAUUAAUAGAUAAUACAAUCAAAAGGCUGCAUAAGCCAGUGAAGCAAUUUGUUGCUGAUCAAAUUCAGAAGGUGCCAAAUACCAAAAAGUUCCUCGAGGAUGGACUGAAUAAUUAUUUAUUAAUAAACCCUUUCAAGAACCUUGCGAAGCCAUUCCAAGAUCCUUUGCAGCUUCCUAAUGAGAUAGAGAGGUUGGUUCUUGAAGAUGAGAUCCUUCAAGCCAAGAGAGACUUGGAAGAGAGAAAGACAUCCUCUUCUGUUACAAAGAAAGGAACCCAAAUCAGCUCAGCAGAUAAAAGUAACAUAGACUUUGAAGAGGAGAAGAAGAACCUUAGAUUUAAAGAUAUAAAAAGGGCCCAAACCAGAGUACUCGCAGAACAUAUGAAAGGAGACCACCCUGUUGUGAGAUAUGGACAACGACUGAAAGAAUGAAAGCAAGCAGUGGUGUAUGCUACCGAAGACCACGUCCCUGAGUUCUCCUCGUCUGACGAAGAUUUAGAGUUUGAUAAUCUUACACCUAGGUCAAAUGAGCUUUAUAUGGUUACUAAAGAAAUCAAGAAAGGUUUCAAAGAAAACGAUGAGCCUCCAAAGACUAAAAUAACCUUUUAUAAAAUUGGUAAAAUCAUUGGGAAAGGAGCUUUUGGUAAAGUGAAUCUUGCAAUGCAUAUUCUGGCACAAAAACUAAUCGCAAUCAAAUCGAUUAAAAGAGAGCAUACUCGGAAAAUAGAUACUCAACGAAAACUUGAUAGAGAGAUAAAGAUUCUGUCUACUUUAGACAAUAGCCUGUUUGUAAGGCUUUAUGAUGUCUUCAGUGAUGAUAGAUACACUUACAUUGUAAUGACUCUUUGUGAAGGAGGGUCUGUAGCUCAAUAUAUGCGGAAAAGCAAAUGGCUCAAUGAAGACCUCUGUAAACAUCUCUUUAUCAAUGUCUGAAAUGGUAUUAAGAUUUUACACAAGAUGAACAUUGCCCACCGAGACAUCAAGCCCGAGAACAUCCUAAUUUGUAGAAAAGGAAAUAUUUAAAAUAUGAGAUUUUGGGAUUUCAAGGAAGAUUGGUCAAAGAGAAAUGAUCAAAGAUAGUUCUGGAACACCAGCUUAUAUGGCUCCUGAGACUUUCUCUGAGAAAGCAUAUAAUCCUUUUCUGGCUGAUAUCUGGGCUCUUGGAAUACUUCUAUUUACCUUCCUGAAUGGACAUCCUCCAUUUAAGCAGAGAAAUCGUACAUCGAUGAAGGAGCAGAUCCUCUCAGCUAAAUUUAAGUUUGAGAAAGAAGUUUCUCAAGAGGCAAUAGACCUCUGUAAAUACGUUCUUCAGCUAGACCCCCACAAGAGGCCAACUAUAUCGCAAUAAUC
This is a messenger RNA of Moneuplotes crassus, 2396 nucleotides long. The record is from the annotation of a GenBank genome assembly. Lineage: Eukaryota; Ciliophora; Spirotrichea; Euplotida; Euplotidae.